Magallana angulata is the source of this 1532-nucleotide messenger RNA. RefSeq lists its product as uncharacterized. The record is from RefSeq and is a predicted model, not a curated record. The transcript has 4 exons. The coding region runs from base 24 to 779 and encodes 251 amino acids. Lineage: Eukaryota; Metazoa; Mollusca; Bivalvia; Ostreida; Ostreidae.
AUUCAUUUAAUGUUCUAUAGAAAAUGCAUGGCAUUUCGAUGCAUUGGUUCAUUCUUGUUUUCAAUAAUAUGGUACUUUGUCAGACUAAAGAAUGUAUAACUGGAAAAGUUGAAAACAACCAACGUCCAUGUUGUACUAACUAUUUUUGGGAAAAUGAAGAAUGUAAAGAGUGUCUGCCAGGAUAUUUUGGAACGAACUGUUCUAUACGGUGUAUGUACCCUAACUAUGGUAAAAGAUGUCAAUAUAAGUGUGACUGUAACGUCACAGAUUGUAACCAUGUACACGGAUGUCAAGGAAAUUAUUCACAGAAUGGGACCUCUACAGCUGUAGGUUUACCAGAUGUUACGCCAUUGUUUUCAGUGAUCACGAUGUCGACGAUAUCAUCAACGAGAGACAAAACAAAUAAACUUAACACAGAUGAAAAGAAACCCGGUAAUGAUAAUUUAACAUUAGCGAUUAUACUAGUGGGCUGUGUUCUUCUGUGUUUUUUCGUAUUGACUGGAGUACCAUGGAUCUUUAAGUCCAUUCGUAGAAACUGUACAGAACUUCUGAAUGCAGAAGACAAUGAUACAUAUAGACUAGAAACUGUUUAUGUGGAAAUUAAUGAACAACAGGAGUCUCAGGACAACACAAUAGGAGCAACCGUCUUAACAAGAUCAUGUACGUCACUGGAUAGAGAGGAAACUAGACCGGAACUUCCGGCAAGAAAUAAUCAACAUCAAAAGACAAACACAACACACACCAGUAAAGACGAUGAAACAGAUAACGUUCAAAACUAAAGUGGUUUUUUUAAAUACUUAUAUUUGUGUCUUUCAUUGGUUAAUCAUCUGCAAACUAAAGUUUAUGUGAUUAUAGAAUAAAAAUGUGAUCUCAAGCUACAAGACUUUUUGAUGACUGAUUUUUAGCAACAGUACUGAGUAGACACUAGGGUGCCCUUUUUGUCCCAUCCUUCUCAUGGAUGUUUAAUUUAGUCUAAUAAAAAUUUCUCAUCUCACUUAUCAAAUUGAUUAUGAUCAGCUUAAUAUUGCUAAUGAAAAUUUAAAACUACAAACAAUGGUUGAUAAACACAGUUAUAAAACAAGGAUACAUGGGUGAGUAGAUCAAUUGACUUUUUUCCAUGAAAAUUAAUUGUUUUAAGUAAUUCAAAUUAAACACUGUAAUUUUGAUCUCAGAAUAUAUUUUACAUUUAAUGAAUUAUAUUUCUGGAAUAAAUACUAUAACCCAGUUUUUCCAAUGAACACUAAUGAACAUAUUUGAGAUUAGAUCAAAGCUGUUGAGUGAUGCAAGUUCAAAUAAAAUUACAUCGAUUUCCUGUUUAUUAAAAUCAUUUUACAAUAAAACUGGCGACUUAAAUGGAGUUUUUGCGCCUUUAAUUCUAUUCCGCUCUCAUUGUUUCAAGCUAAAAAGGAUUAUCUUUAAAAGCAUUGUAAUAUGGGUUUUUUAAUAUGAUGAUAUGUCAAACGAAUAACUAAACCAUUAAAAAUUUACAAAUGUGACGUUUUGUACACCACGAAGCCUAUUUUUAUUAACUU